This is a messenger RNA of Helianthus annuus (common sunflower), 524 nucleotides long. Its product is annotated as 60S ribosomal protein L6, mitochondrial-like. The record is from RefSeq and is a predicted model, not a curated record. Gene Ontology annotation, molecular function: rRNA binding; structural constituent of ribosome. NCBI's taxonomy places the organism in Eukaryota, Viridiplantae, Streptophyta, Magnoliopsida, Asterales, Asteraceae. Bases 141 to 524 code for a protein of 127 amino acids. Gene Ontology annotation, biological process: translation. Gene Ontology annotation, cellular component: ribosome. The transcript has 2 exons.
ACCAGUAUUGAGCUAACAGAUUGUUUAAAUUGCUUGUAACCACUUUGAGAUUCAGAAUCCCUUUUUGAUUAUCACAAACUAUAGUGUUGUCCUUUCAGUUCUUUGUUUGAACAAUUCUUACUUCUGUAACAAAAAUAAAUAUGCAUACAAGUUUAUUAACCGUUUUACCUUUUCGGUUUUCCAAUGCAAUUCUAAAUCCAUAUGAUUCUGAUUUAGCUAUAGAAACACCUCAAAUGGAAGCUCAGUUCUUUCAGUUUUUGAAGAUAGUUGGAGUUGGUUUCAAAGCAAGAGCUGAAUUCCAAGGGCGGCUUUUGUUUCUAAAAUUUGGUUACAGUCAUGAGGUUCAAUUGACCAUUCCUCCUGUUGUUAAAGUAUUUUGUUCCAAACCAAAUAUUGUGUGCUGCACUGGAAUAGACAACCAAAGGGUGCACCAGUUUGCUGCUGGUGUUCGUAGCUGUAAGCCCCCUGAAGUUUAUAAAGGCAAAGGUAUCAUGUAUGUUGACCAAGUCAAAAAGAAGAAAUAA